AUGACGACAACAACAUCGUACCAAGCCGCCGACGGAAGCUUUGUGCGCCCGGACAGCGAGUUCCGCCAGACCAUCUCGAGCGAACCCGGUGCUCGCUACCCGCCGGAGAAGGGCCGCUACGCUCUAUACUUUGCGCCGGGAUGUCCAUGGGCCCAUCGCACACUCAUUGUCCGCAAACUCAAGGGCCUCGACGACAUUGUCGACCUCUACCAGCUGCACAGUUUCAUGGGCCCUGAAGGAUGGUACUUUAGCGGCGAGGGUGGCUCGCUGCCCAAAGAUCCGCUGUACGGCUUCACCAAGCUCAAGGAGCUGUACUUCAAAGCGAACCCAAACUACACGGGCCGCUACACCGUGCCUGUGCUCUGGGACAAGAAGACCGGCACGCUCGUCAACAACGAGUCGAGCGAGAUCAUCCGCAUCUUGGCAUCGGCCUUUGACAGCCUCCUGCCCGAGGCGCGCCGCGAAGCCAACCAGCCCGGCGGCGGUCUCUAUCCGGCGGCCCAGCGCGCCGAAAUCGACGCCCUCAACGACUGGGUCUACGCGACGGUCAACAACGGCGUCUACAAGAUCGGCUUCGCCACCGCGCAGGCCGCCUAUGACGAACACGUGCCGGCGCUCUUCGCGUCGCUCGACCGGCUGGAGGCGCAGCUAGCCGCCCACGGCAAACCCUUUCUCUUGGGCGACGCCCUCACCGAGGCCGACGUCCGCCUGUACACAACGCUCGUGCGCUUUGACUCCGCCUAUGCCGCCGUCUUCCAGUGCACCCUCCGCUCGAUCCGCCACGACUACCCGCACCUCCACCUGUGGCUGCGGUGCCUCUACUGGGACGGCGCCGCCGUGCGCGACCAGACCCGCGGCGCUUUCCACGCCACGACGGCGCCCUACAUUGGCCACUACAUCGAGGGCUAUGCGCGGUCGCGGCACAAGGUGGUCUUCAAAGAACAGGGCCCACUGAUCAUUCCGACAGGGCCAGCCCAGCUGAUUGAGCCCUUGCCGAAGGGAGAGGAUUAA
Molecule: messenger RNA, 1011 nt
Organism: Sporothrix brasiliensis 5110
Lineage: Eukaryota; Fungi; Ascomycota; Sordariomycetes; Ophiostomatales; Ophiostomataceae
Product: glutathione S-transferase
Exons: 3
Coding region: 1-1011 (336 amino acids)
Cellular component (GO): cytoplasm
Molecular function (GO): glutathione transferase activity
Source: RefSeq, a predicted model, not a curated record